This is a messenger RNA of Chenopodium quinoa (quinoa), 3696 nucleotides long. Its product is annotated as B3 domain-containing transcription repressor VAL2-like. Gene Ontology annotation, molecular function: DNA binding; zinc ion binding. NCBI's taxonomy places the organism in Eukaryota, Viridiplantae, Streptophyta, Magnoliopsida, Caryophyllales, Amaranthaceae. The coding region runs from base 744 to 3440 and encodes 898 amino acids. The transcript has 13 exons. The record is from RefSeq and is a predicted model, not a curated record.
AUUCGAACACAAUGAGAUUAAUCUUCAUUGAGGGGUGAAUUGUGGAUAAUUGAGGGGUGAAUUGUGGUGUAGGAGGGUGGUUUCGAGAAGGUGGUUUAGGGUUCGAGGGUGGGGUCGCCGACGCCGAGGGUGGGUUGGGCGCUAGCCGCCGUCAGACAGAGGGAGGAGGGGUGACUGGCAGUGUGGGCUGGCAGUGGAUUGGGGUUUUUUUUUUUAACUUCCCAAUCGGUUGCCUCAAACUCAGUUCAUUAUGGGCGAAAAAUGGUAAAGUUUUUUCCAAUAUGAACAGAUUUAUAGGUUUGUCCAAUAUGAGAGAUCCGACAAAAAAUUUGUCUAUUUAUGUUAAAACAUCCAAUUACUAUUUACUAAUGCAAUGCCUAAAACCCCCCAAAAAAAGACGGCCCCCAAAAUAUGAGAGAAAAAGAGUUGGCCGUAACUUGAAGCAUCGUGCAUGCAAUUGUUUCUGUUUCAUUUCAUUCUUCCAUUUUCUCCCCAUUUAAUUUUGUCUCUCUCCUCAUUUUUUCUCUCUUAAUUUCUGUUUUUUCUACUCGUACUUCUGCAUGCUACUCUGCUUCUCCAAUCGUUUUUUCUUCCCCGAAAUUUAUCCUAUAUUAUUUUAAUUAAUCUCCAUAAUUAAAGCUUCUUAAUUCAAUUUUUGAAGAUGAAUUAAUGACUGUAAAUUAAAGGGUUUUUUUUUGGAGUUUUGAGUGAAAAAAAAAAUUAAAUAAUAAAGAAAAUAAAUUAUGGGUUCGAAGACUUGUAUGAAUAUUUUGUGUGGUACGACGUCGUCUGCUGAAUGGAAAACUGGUUGGAGUUUGCGAUCUGGCGAAUUGGCUAAUUUAUGCGAUAAAUGCGGAUCUGCAUUUCAGCGACAAAUUUUCUGUGAAGAAUACCAUGCAGAUGAUUCUGGUUGGAGAGAGUGUGUUACAUGUGGCAAGCGACUCCACUGUGGAUGCAUUGCUUCAUUGUCUUUGAUAGAGUUGCUUGAUUGUGGUGGGGUGAGGUGCAUUAGCUGUGCAAGGAAUUCAGGCCCUAGUUUGACCUUAAAUUCUGGGAAAUGUGAAGGAUCUGGACCUUGCAAUAUGACAGAAAAUAAUGCUGGCCUGAAACAGUUUGGCAAUUAUAAGGAAAUUAAUGGGAGCAAUCAACUAUCCAUGAUGCAGAAUCCCAACUCAAAUUUAGCUUUUGGAUUACUGAAACAAGAGGAAGUUUUGCUCUCUCCUGCUCAAACUGGAAGUACAUGGAUCUCAAACUUUACUCAAUCUCCUAUGGGAAUUUUUCAGAAGGCUAGACCUGACAUUUCUACCAAUAGCAUGCAAGCCAAAGAUAACUAUGGAGCUGUAGCUCACCCAAACCUGAAUAUCACUUUGGGUGUUCCAACAGGAACUCUACAAGCUACAUCCAGCACAAUCGUUGAUGAAAGGGAACAGAGAAAGAUGUCUGACACAUUCCACCAAGGAUUUGCACCUCAAAAUCUUUUGCCAACACCACCAAAGGUGGCGUUUUCUCCAGCGUCGGACACAAAUUCGAGUGUGAUACCACAAAUACGUGUAGCAAGGCCUCCUGUUGAGGGUCGAGGUCGUCACCAGCUGCUUCCUCGUUAUUGGCCAAGGAUUACAGACCAAGAGCUACAGCAAAUAACUGGAGAUUCAAAUUGUACAAUUGUUCCAUUGUUUGAAAAGGUUUUGAGUGCUAGUGAUGCAGGUCGAAUAGGUCGUUUGGUUUUACCUAAAGCAUGCGCUGAAGCAUAUUUUCCUCCUAUAUCUCAACCCGAGGGACUGCCUAUCAAAAUUCAAGAUGUGAAAGGAAAGGAAUGGUUGUUUCAGUUCAGAUUUUGGCCAAAUAACAACAGCAGGAUGUAUGUUUUAGAGGGUGUAACUCCCUGUAUACAGUCGAUGCAAUUGCAAGCUGGUGAUACUGUAACUUUUAGCCGUAUGGAUCCUGAAGGGAAACUUGUUAUGGGAUUCCGGAAAGCAUCAAACUCUGCAUCUGUACAGGAUGCUGCAUCACCUGCCAUCCGUAAUGCCUCUCUUUCAAGUGAAUCUUUCUUUUCGGGUGUUAUUGAGAAUUUACCUGUAAUGAGUGGUUGCUCUGGCCUUCUCCAGUCAAUGAAGGGGAGCACGGAUACUCAUAUAAAUGCUUUGCCAAGACAACUGGAUUCUGCUGGUGGGAAUGUCCCUUGGCAUAGCAGUUGUAAUGAACGGACUGAAGAUGGAAUGUUAUCCACUUCAAUGAUGAUGCUGGAAAGGAAAAAGAGUCGCAAUAUAGGCUCCAAGAGUAAGAGGUUGCUCAUUGAUAAUCAAGAUGUUCUGGCACUUAGAUUGACAUGGGAGGAGGUGCAGGGUAUGCUUCGGCCACCGCAAUGUGCAAGGCCUACUAUUGUUGUGAUUGAGGAUUAUGAAAUUGAAGAAUAUGAAGAACCUCCAGUUUUUGGGAAGAGCAGUAUUUUCACAGCCCGUGCAUCAGGGGUAGUGGAGCAGUGGGCUCAAUGCGACAAUUGCUCUAAGUGGUGGAGAUUGCCUGGUGACAUUUUACUUCCUCCUAAAUGGACAUGUGCAGAUAAUGCUUGGGACCAGAGCAGGUGUUUUUGCUCUGCUCCAGAGGAGUUAGGCCCCAGAGAACUUGAAAAUUUUCGACAUCUGAAUAAGGAUUCGACGAAGAGAAGAAUGGUGAUGGGUAGUCGAAUGGCACAGGAGCAGGAAUCUUCUGGCCUCAAUGCUCUAGCUACUGCAGCAGUUUUGGGAGAUAACACUAAUGAUCCAGGUACUUCAUCUGUUGCAGCUACCACCAAACAUCCAAGGCACCGCCCUGGUUGUUCUUGCAUAGUAUGCAUUCAACCACCUAGUGGGAAAGGGAAGCACAAAUCAACGUGCACUUGCACCGUUUGCAUGACAGUUAAACGCCGUUUCAAGACCCUAAUGAUGAGGAAAAAGAAACGGCAAUCGGAACAGGAAGCUGAGAUUGCCCUGAAAAAUCACCAACAGCAAAAUCCUAGCAAAGAUAUGAAAGCUGAUGCGGAAAAGAACAAGCCUUACCCGGAGAGUCAGCAUGAAACUGAAGAUGACUUGCAAGUGGGUCCUGCUCAAACUAAUGAUGGCCAAGGACAAAAUCCAAUCAGUUUGUUAACUGAAAGUGGCAAGAGCCUCGACCUGAAUUUCCACCCUCAGCGUGAUGAAGACUUAAAGAUGAAGCCUUCUCAGUCUAGUUUGACGAAUCUCCUUCAAUUAGCAAGUUUUCCUCUGGAGGCGUACAUGAAGCAAAGUGGUCUUGCUAGCUUGACAGCUGAGCAACAAGCUAGUUCUACGUCGUUUACAGGACAAGCUGUUGGAGAGAUUGGGGGAAAAGUCGUCGAUGAUCAUCCUCUUAGUCCUCCGGAACAAGUGAAUCUGAGUAAUGGAAAAUGUGAACCAGAAAAUAAACAACAGUGUGAUCAUUUGUGAUACCCUCUCUUGCCUUGUAAUUUACGUUUCCUUGAAGAGCAAAUUCUUUUAUUGUUGUAAUAUCAUUUUUCUUGGCAUAUGGCCUAUAAUUAUUUAGGCUAAAGUUUUUUUUUUUUUUUUUUUUUUUUUUUUUUUUUUUUUUUUUGUAACAUAUAGUGUUAGCGGGGAUUUAGGAAUUGUUUGAACUCACACAAACUCAUCAAAUUAGAUGUACAAAUCGUAAGAAGAUUCUACAAGGAUGUGAAGUUUCAAGGUA